This is a messenger RNA of Colletotrichum navitas, 967 nucleotides long. Its product is annotated as Chloroperoxidase. Lineage: Eukaryota; Fungi; Ascomycota; Sordariomycetes; Glomerellales; Glomerellaceae. Bases 192 to 938 code for a protein of 248 amino acids. Gene Ontology annotation, molecular function: peroxidase activity. The record is from RefSeq and is a predicted model, not a curated record. The transcript is spliced from 3 exons.
CGCAUGAUUCCCUUGUCUAAAUCAGAAGGCUCUGCCGAUUAGAGCAAGAAGUAUACCUAGCUUCUGUGUCCGGCCGCGCAAGGUCGUUUCUGUUAAUUAUUCCUUUGGAUCUAGUCCGCUCUUUCUUUGGUCCAAGUAGCCUCCUGUCAUCUGUUGCAUGUUUCUUCUUUAUAGUCCGCUUUCGUUCCACAAUGCGCCUCAGUCUUUUCCCCCUCGCCCUCUUCGCGUCCUCGGCGCUGUGCCAGGACGCGGCGCACCAGUGGCAGGCUCCGGUCAGCGGUGAUCGCCGAUCACCGUGCCCCCUCCUUAACAGUCUCGCCAACCACGGCUACCUUCCCCGUAACGGCAUGGAUAUCUCGGUGGACGCGCUUAUUGACGGCAUGCACGCCGGGCUCAACCUCCGCGAGGACGCGAAGCUCUUCUUCCGCCUACAGGGUAACAAAGCCGUCAGCGCCUCAUCGACUGGCAACAAGGAGACCUUCCACCUAAACGAUCUAAACAAACACGAUCUCAUCGAGCACGACGCAUCGCUUAGCCGGGCCGACAUCUUCUUCGGCGACAACUGGUCCUUCAAUCAGACCAUCUUUGACGAGACCAAGUCGCACUGGCCAUCGGAGACCAUCUCCAUUAUGGACGCCGCCACGGCGCUGGUGGCGCGGCAGAAGAGUGCUGAGGCAGUUAACCCCGAGUUCAACCUGCCGCUUGACGGAUACACGAAUUCGCUUGGUCAGACCGCCAUGUACCUAGGCUUGUUCGGCAACUACGACAACGGAAACGCUAACAGGACUUGGGUAGAGUACUUUUUUGAGAAUGAGAGGCUCCCCUACGAGCUUGGUUGGAAGAGACGCUCUGAUGACGACAAGAUCCCAGCCACAGGCAUCUUGGCCCUGACGACUCAGGUUGCAGUAAACUACUUGGCAGUCAAGAUUGGCCUGUAGAUAGUAAUAUACUUUAUUUAAUGAAUAAA